Pecten maximus is the source of this 1951-nucleotide messenger RNA. RefSeq names its product dimethylaniline monooxygenase [N-oxide-forming] 2-like. Gene Ontology annotation, molecular function: flavin adenine dinucleotide binding; N,N-dimethylaniline monooxygenase activity; NADP binding. NCBI's taxonomy places the organism in Eukaryota, Metazoa, Mollusca, Bivalvia, Pectinida, Pectinidae. The record is from RefSeq and is a predicted model, not a curated record.
GUGGAUUGUGGCAAUUCACGCCAGACGUUCGGGCUGGUCAAGGUAGUGUCAUGAAAUCCACCAUUUCCAACACCAGCAAAGAGAUGAUGGCGUACAGUGAUUUCCCCCCACCACAGGAAUUCCCGAUAUACCUUCAUAACCGCCAAGUACUUAAGUACUUCCGAAUGUACGCCGACAAGUUUGGUCUGCUUCAAUACAUAAACUUCAACAAGGAGGUUGUGUCUGUCAAAUCGGUCGGGGAGGAGAAGAGGUGGAUAGUGGAAACUAAGGAUACCAACACGGGGAAAGAGGCGACAGAAACGUUUGAUUACGUCAUGGUCUGCUGUGGACUUUACAGAGAUAAAUAUGUACCUGACAUAAAUGGUCAGGACAAUUUUCAAGGGCAAAUAAUACAUUCACACGAAUACCGGGAUUUCCAUGGGUUUGAGGACAAGAAAAUCGUUGUUGUUGGCAUUGGGAACUCUGGCGUGGAUGCAGCCGUGGAACUGAGUCGCGUGGCAUCACAGGUGUAUUUAAGCACGAGAGACGGACGCUACUUAUUCAGUCGUAUAUCCGAAGCGGGAAUGCCAAUGGAUAUGAUCUAUUUGACUAGGUUUAAACGGGUAGCUAUUGGUUAUCUUCCCAGGUCUCUUGUUGCAAAACUAUACAUGAAGAAACUAAACCAAAUGGUCAACCAUAAGGCAUACUGUCUUGAGACAGAGAGUGGGCCGUUUUCAAAGGGUAUUCUUAUCAACGACGACCUGCCGAGUCGUAUUGCAUGCGGAAGCAUCGUCGUCAAAUCAGGUGUAAAAUGUCUUCAUCAGACUAGUGUGGAGUUUGAGGACGGGACAAUAGAACGGGAUGUCGAUGUGAUACUUCUCGCAACAGGGUACACAUUUGACUUUCCAUUUUUACACUCUUCUGUCAGAGGACUGGGUGAAAACAACAACAAGCUCUACAAGUUCAUGUUCCCGCCAGUCCCUACUCGACCUACAAUCUGUGUCAUAGGUUUACUACAGGCCGCCGGACCACUAUUGCCUAUAGCUGAGAUGCAGGCGAGACUGGGUUUGGCUGUUUUUAAGGGUAAGGUGACUCUUCCCCCAGUUAAAUUACAAGAGGCUGAUGUUGAGAGAGUCCGGGGCAUUAAUAAAAAGGUGUUUCGGGAUUCGAAGGGACAUUAUUUUACGGUUGACUAUACCAUUUACAUGGAUGAACUGGCCACAAUGCUUGGAUGUAAACCUCAUUUAGUGAAGAUGUUCUUGACUGAACCUAACCUGGCCUGGCGGUGUUUAUUCGGACCUUGCACGCCUUAUCAAUACAGACUAGAGGGGUCAGGCAAGUGGUCAGGUGCCAGGGAAGCAAUUCUGCAUCAAUGGGAGAGAACCCUUGCUCCACUGAAAACCAGACCGAUGACAGAAAAACGAAACAGCUGGCAUAUCACAGUUGUUUUGAAAAUGGCAUUCGCGUUGAUAGGAGUGUAUUACUUUUACAGAAAGUGUUUACAGAAGAAAUCAAAACCCGUAGAAUAACAAUGAUACAAUACCAGGGUACGUUGUAAAAGGAUUCCAAAUGGGACUGUAUUGAUUCACAGUAUAAACAAUAUGUUUAAGUUAUUGUUAAUAUCAGUAUUUCUAUGUUAAGUGUAUAUCUGACGAUAUUGUAUACCGUCGGAAGUAAUCAGAAAGACAAUCUGUAAUAUAUUAUCACAUGACUGAUAUUAAAUACUCUAUUAAUAACAGUACAACAUAUUUAUGAAUGUUAAUUUAAAUGGAACAUAUUAUUCACUUGAAGGAAAUGACCAUAAACAGGUAUUCUUACUUUCAGGACAGUCGUAAAAUGUAUGUCCUUUAGGCGUUGACAGCAAUAGUCUCGCCAAUGACAUUAUUUUGACCAAAGAAGUUAUAACAGAAACUCUUCGAAGAGAUGAUGUUUGUUGCAAUGCGUUUGCAGUAAAAACGUUAUUUUCAUUGUA